AUGCCUGGCUUCUGGAUCUUCAUGUACCGCGUCUCGCCAUUCCACUACAUCAUCAGCGGCCUGAUGACAGUCUCACUUGCAAACACCGCCGUCACGUGCGCCAAUAACGAGAUGUUGCAAUUCCAGCCAGCCCAGGGACAAACGUGCGACGAUACAACCAACUGCUCCUUUUGCAAGAUGGACAGCACCAACUCGUAUCUUGCGAGCUUGGAUUCCUACUACCAGGACAGAUGGUGGGAGUUCGGCCUGCUGUGGGUCUAUAUUGUGUUCAAUGUUGUUGCCGCGUUGGGGCAUUACUGGUUAAGGAGGGUCCCCAAGAAGAGGAAGGGUGUUUCGCCUUAG
Messenger RNA from Diaporthe batatas, 342 nucleotides. RefSeq lists its product as uncharacterized. The record is from RefSeq and is a predicted model, not a curated record. The transcript is spliced from 2 exons. Bases 1 to 342 code for a protein of 113 amino acids. Lineage: Eukaryota; Fungi; Ascomycota; Sordariomycetes; Diaporthales; Diaporthaceae.